CAACCUCUGAAACAUUUCAUUCAACCUUUGCUCGGCUGAGGGAAAGCCACUCCUCAGGACAGCUCUGGAGGAGCACCAGCACCGGGGUAAACGCGCGAAACACUUCACUGAAGGGAAUAAAGACCCUAUCAAAGGACACUAGGAAGUGAAUGAACUCGCGUCGAGUCCCCCAUACACGCCGUUUUCUCGCUUUACGUUAAAUAUCGUUUUGAAUGGUGUCUUAUAUCGCUGUACAAGGCUGUGAUAGAAAGCAGAAGAAGGUGUGGGAUGAGAUGCCAUCUGAAAAAAGUCCUCCUCCUAGCAGCCGGUCUUCUCGUUUUGACCAGGGUCUACAUCUACAUGCGGAGAGCAGAAUCGGGAAACCUCAAGGGGUCACUGACCUGGAUCUGGGAUAAGGAGACUUGGGUGGAGGAUCUUAAGGGCCAUUAUCUCCAUUUCAAUGUUUCCAUUAAAGUUCUGGCAGGAGUCUUCCACCCAUCCAAGAAGUACCUGACGGUGGGCCUCUCGUCAGUGAAGAGGGAAAAGGGCAGUUAUCUCCAGGACACUAUUCAGUCAAUCUUCUCCGCCUCCUCAGAGGAAGAGCUGGAUCAAAUAGUCGUCGUCGUUCUUCUUGCAGACUUUGAUGAGAGCUGGAUCCAGCAGACAUUAAAGAAGAUAACAGAAGAAUUCCACAAGCAACUGUCCAAGGGUCAACUUCUAGUCAUCCACGCCAACGAAGACAGCUAUCCUCCCCUCAAAGGACUCAAGAGGAACUUCAAUGACGCACCGGACCGCGUGUCCUUCCGAUCAAAACAAAACGUGGACUACUCCUAUUUGCUGCAUUUUAGCAGUAAUCUCUCCCAAUACUAUAUCAUGCUGGAGGAUGACGUGAGCUGUUCCAAGAACUUUCUCACCAGCAUGCGUGAGCACAUCGGUUCUGUGGGCAACACGAAGUGGGUCACACUGGAAUUCUCCAAACUGGGCUACAUCGGGAAACUCUACCAAUCCAGAGAUCUGCCCAUUCUAUCCCGAUUCCUUUAUAAUUUCUACCAAGAGAUGCCCUGCGACUUCCUGCUGACGCAUUUUCACCGAUUGUUGAUGCAGCAAAAAGUCAUUCGUUUCCGCCCAUCUCUGUUUCAGCACAUGGGCACUUACUCGUCAUUUAAGGGGACGUUCAACCAUUUAAAGGAUGAAGACUUUGUUGAAGAAGUUGCCGAUAACCCUCCGGCAGACAUUAGCACGAAUAUUGAAACCUAUCAGUCCAAUUCUGUGGACAAAGCUUACAGCCAAGGAUUAGAGUAUUUCUGGGGUGUAUCUCCUGUUGGCACAGAAAACAGCAUUUUAGUGGUUUUUCAUGAACCGGUUCUCCUCUCUCGUGUCCAGGUAGUAACAGGAUUGGAUGGGAAAGAUGAGCUGGUCAGUGCUGAUGUGGAACUUGGCAAAAUGCUGGUCAAAAAGGAGUCGGAGGUGGAGUGCUCUGGAUUUGAGAAGCUGGGUUCUCUCCAGGAAGGCCGCUUUAAUGAACCGGCUGUUCAGAAACUUGUGCCGGCAACCGUGGCGUGUUUACGAAUCCGAGUCACUGCAGUCCAAACGACUUGGGUUGUCGUGCGCAAGAUCCAGGUCUGGACUGUUAAAGCGGACCGGACCACUUGAAAUAUUUCUGCUGUGCAUUUCUUAUCAUGACCUUAAAAGGCUCAAAUUAGACACAUUCUUGGUAAUCUGUAUGUGAAGCAAUGAUGUCAUUACACUGCAUAAAAUAAUGGAAAAAAUAUUUUUAAAACAAAAUAUAUUUACUUAGGCAUACUAUAUUUUCUUUAGGAAACUUUAUCUAAAUGACUUUUAUUAUGCUGUUCCCAUUAUAAAAUAUUUCUGUUGCUAAUAGUAUAAACAUUUUAAUAAACUUAUUUUUUACUUAAAAUGAGCUAUUAAAAAACCUUUUUGGCAACUUUUUGCAAGGUUUUCCAAAAUGAUACACAUCAAAUUUCAUACAAAUAGUUUUUGUUCCGUUUUUAUUUUAGGUAAAGGUUUGGCAAUUUUCUUUGGUGUUUUUGUCAACAUAUCUGCAUAAUUUUUUGGGUUUUUAAUCGACAAUUUAAUCUCAUAUUUUAUUUUGGUAUAAGUUUAUUUUGUUUCAAUGAAUUAUUAUUAUUAUUAUUAUUUAUGGUUUAAGGUUUAAUUAACAAUAGUAAGCCUAUUUUGAACUCUUAAAAUGCAUGAGGCUUAAAAUUAUUUUUAUAAAAAACAUGACCUGGGUGUUGGAUGUGGUAAAAGAGGAUGCCAAGAUUUAAAGAGCAUUUUACAGUCAAAAUAUUUACAUUUACAAGUCUUGUAAAAACAGAGGAUGGUUUGUAAAUUACGCCCCCUAGGGAUGAUGGCUUUGAAUAACUUGAAAUACAAUUCCUUAGUUCUAUCACUCCAAGCACCGACAAGGGCAAAAUGCUUAAGCUAGUUUACAUUCAACACACACACACACACACACGCUGGGUUUUUUGGGAACAUUCCAUGGGCAUAACUUUUUUUUAUAAUGUAAUAUUAUUCCUUUUAUUAAGCUGUUUCUCUCAUGGGGACCCACAAGGACUGAAAAAUGUCCCCACAAGGAUUUUGGACAUUGCAAUCUUUGUAUUGUAGGGUGUGUCUUCGUUUUGCUCAGUAUUUGUGUGCGCUUACAUGCGUGGUAUUAACUCUUGUUGAACGUUAUACUGUAUGUUUUCUCUCUCAGGGACGGACGGUAAAAAAAGAACAUAUGUAUACUACGAUUAAGAGAUAAUCGAACAGCUCGGCAUCACAAACUGAUAUCAUAGUUUUGCUAUAUUGUAUACACAACAGCCAAUUAAAUUCAUUUCAUGUUUA
Molecule: messenger RNA, 2829 nt
Organism: Puntigrus tetrazona (Sumatra barb)
Lineage: Eukaryota; Metazoa; Chordata; Actinopteri; Cypriniformes; Cyprinidae
Product: alpha-1,3-mannosyl-glycoprotein 4-beta-N-acetylglucosaminyltransferase C
Exons: 4
Coding region: 268-1632 (454 amino acids)
Biological process (GO): protein N-linked glycosylation
Molecular function (GO): acetylglucosaminyltransferase activity
Source: RefSeq, a predicted model, not a curated record